Molecule: messenger RNA, 753 nt
Organism: Adineta steineri
Lineage: Eukaryota; Metazoa; Rotifera; Eurotatoria; Adinetida; Adinetidae
Source: the annotation of a GenBank genome assembly
AUGUUCUAUUCAAAACUUCGACAUGCUCCUAGUAAUAGUAUCAUCGAUAUAUCUAAUCAUUUCCAUACAAAGAAGUUUUUAUCUAAAUCUAAUCAAAAUCAAAAUCGAGCACGAUCUCAAACACGAGUAUCGUCUUAUUUAUCUCAUCAUCACUUAUGUUCUUCGUAUAGUGAUGAUAGUCUUGAUAAAGAAUUUAUUGAAAAUACAAAACAAACUGUUGAUAAACUUUUUCAACAAACAAAUUUUAAUAAAAUACUUGAUCAAAUUCAAUGUACAUUGCAUCCAGUAAUUGAACAAUUUCGUCAACAAAUUCAACGAAAAAAUUAUUUAUCAAAACAAGAUCGAUUUAAAUGCAUGAAAUCUUGUGCAAAAUUUAUUAUUGAAACAUUACGCAAUGAACAAUGCGAGUUUGAUUCUCAAAUCACUGAACUCUAUCAUUUACAACAAGUACUCGGUCAUUUCCUGACAAAUCCACGUACUAACAAAUCAGUACAGACUAAUGAACAAUUAGAAACAGAUAUGAUGCAUUUACAAAUUGAUAAUAAAAAAAAACUAUCGAAAAUCUCUGUUCUAUCAUCCGAUGAACGUUCUAAUCUUCCAAAGCAAUCUAUAGAUAAUUUAACUCGUCAAAAACUUUCUCAUAAAUCAGUUUCUAAUGUAUUUAAAAAACUGAAUGAUGAUCUUCAAAAAUUAAAUCAUGAAACACCAUUUCAAUCUCAUUUAUCUAAAUAUCAUAAACAUCAUCAUAAAUAA